AUGACAUGUGCACAUAAACAAACAGUUUGGCACUUCAUACUCUGUGGUGAGUUGAUGUGGUAAAAUCGGUAAAAUUCCACGUCUGUUAAAUUUCAUGUUGCUGGUUUGCAUCCGACAGAGGAUUUUCCAACAUUUUAAAAUUGCUGUCGCGUACGCAUCAAUCAUGCUGAGAAUUUUGAACUGAGUUAUUUCGAUCGCGCAAAACUUCCGGAAGUGGUUUGAUUGGUUUACUUGACAAAGCUGAGAACAUGGCUGCUUACCGUCUAGUUUCGGUGUUGCUGGUCUUGAUAGGAUUGUUGCACUAUAGUUCGGCCCAUGGUUGGGGUUCGGACGAUAUGGAAAUUUUUGAUCUUGUCGAGGAAGUGAACGAAAACUUUUAUGCUUUAAUGCAAAUUAAUCAGAAUGCUACCAGCCAGGAAAUUAAGCGAGCGUUCCGAACUCUAUCGGUGGUAAUGCAUCCAGACAAAAGCGAUGCUGAGGAUGCGAACAUAAAGUUUCGUAAUCUAGUGGCUGUUUAUGAAGUGCUGAAGGAUGCCGGUAAAAGGGAAAAGUAUGAUCGAGUACUUAAAGAAGGAUUGCCAAACUGGAAGUCGGCUUUAUAUUACUAUCGACGUGUACGACAGGUUGGAUUGGCCGAGGGUGCCGCUAUUUGUCUGAUCGUGGCAACUGUAAUGCAGUAUUUCAUAGCUUGGGCAGCUUAUGCUGAAAAAAAGUACACCGCCGAGCAACUGUUCGGGACUAAACUGAAAAAGCUGCAGAAGAAAAAUAAAACGAAUGUCGAUAUCGAUAUGAUAUUGAAGGAAAUUCCGACUCCCAGCGUAUGGAACACGUUACCAUUCCAAAUUCCAAUAUGGAUCUGGCGUACCGUUACGGGUACUCCAGGAGCUGUUAGGUCCGCUGUGAAGUUUUAUGCAGAGCAGAAAAAAAUAGAGGAUGAGCGCAAGCUAAAGGAAAAAGAAGAAGAAGAGCUUCAGCGCAAGUUAGAAGAAGAGCGUGCUCGCGAGAAAGAAAACCGCAUUUUACGGCGACGGAAUAAGAAAUUUGUUGCUCCAGAGAAGACGGAUGAAGAGUUGGCCGCAUAUACGCAGAGUAUUAUAAGUAAAACCCCAGAGGAGUGCACUAUGACUGAAAAGGGUCGUCCUGGAGCUAAACCGGUGGUUAGUGGUGGUCUAUGGACUGAGGAGGAUUUGAUUGAAUUAGUGCGAUUGGUGAAAAAAUAUCCCGGUGGCACGACCGACCGAUGGGAGAUCAUAGCGGAAAUGAUGGGUCGUUCGGUGUCGGAAGUAACCUAUAUGGCAGCUAAGAUGAAGGAAAGUGGAUAUAAGGUAACCGGCCAAACCGAUAGCGUGGCGGAAAUUAUCGUGCAGGAAGCUAGUAAGCAGAAAGUGAAGACGAAAAAGACUGAAACGAUCUUGGCGGAUGAAGCGGAUGUUAUUACUAGCUGGACGCAAGCAGAACAGGCGGCACUGGAAACAGCUAUUCAGAAAUAUCCAAAAAGUGGAUCUGCCGAUCGCUGGCAAAAGAUUGCCAACAACGUACCCGGGAAGUCCAGGGAGGAAUGCAUAGCUCGCUACAAAUAUUUGGUGGAACUUGUAAAAAAGCAGAAAGAAAGGGAAACGACAGAGGCUGCUGAAGUUGUGGAAAACAAAGCAGAAGAAUGUCCUGCAGUCGAACAUAGUGAGGAACCUGUAGAGAACGGUAAAGCCAAGACGAAGUCAACGAAGGCCCAAAAAUUGAAUGAACCAACGUCAGAUCGCGUCUGUGAGGAAGACACGGAAGAAGCUUCAGCUACGAGGAAAGCAAUUAUGACAGGAGGAAAAGCAAAAAACAAACGACGGGAGCGGAAAAAAGCCAUCGGAUAUUACAACUAUGAAGAUUCCCAGGAAGGAAGUGAUGCCGGGGAAAUUUAGUCUGCCGGUAGUUUACAUACUGUAUUGAACAUUUCACGGUUGGAUAAUUCAAAAUAAAGCUAGCCUAAAACCAUCGCACAAACAAGAUAAAUAUCGCAGUUUCAUCUAGUCUGAUGACUCCGCUCGUGACUGCUGUUGUGGAUUCUACGAAUGUGAACAUUCAGCUGUUAAAAUAAAUUGUUCAGAUACUGAGCUGCUUUCAUUGUCUCACGACAGAGUUUUGAACUGAUACCAUUACAGGAGUCGAGUAGACUCAACGCGACCAUGUAUUUCCAAUGAGACAAGCUGCUCGUCAAAGUUUCUUUAAUAUCACCCAUAAUCAGGAUUGCUAGUUGAAUCAGAAUCAAAAUGUAUGGUUAUAAUACAGUUCGAUCGCAAUUUAAACUAGCAAUUCUGAUCAUAUUGCUUCUGUCGGAGUUAAAAAAAAAAAAGAACAGCAGAAAGUGGCAUCUUUUGCCAAUAAAACACCUAUGCAAAGUUUCAGUCAAAUCGAAAAUGACAAUUGAAAAUAGCAUUUAAUGCUAUGGUAUAUUUUUUUUUUUGUGAAAUUACACGUAUACCGAACUCAGAAAAAAUGAAA
Molecule: messenger RNA, 2490 nt
Organism: Wyeomyia smithii (pitcher-plant mosquito)
Lineage: Eukaryota; Metazoa; Arthropoda; Insecta; Diptera; Culicidae
Exons: 4
Coding region: 249-1910 (553 amino acids)
Cellular component (GO): endomembrane system
Source: RefSeq, a predicted model, not a curated record